Molecule: messenger RNA, 3638 nt
Organism: Wyeomyia smithii (pitcher-plant mosquito)
Lineage: Eukaryota; Metazoa; Arthropoda; Insecta; Diptera; Culicidae
Product: putative polypeptide N-acetylgalactosaminyltransferase 9
Exons: 3
Coding region: 504-2267 (587 amino acids)
Cellular component (GO): Golgi apparatus
Source: RefSeq, a predicted model, not a curated record
AUCAAUUUGUCACUGUCCGCGUGGGACAGCUGCUGUCACUGUAGUUUUUGUUACUAUGAAUUGACAAAAAAAAAGAAACAUUGAAAACACGCUGACACCCCAGUUGAUGUGGACGGCAAAACGUGAUGGAUUGGAAGUGAAACGAGCAAAAAAAAAAACCUGGAUGAGCUAAGCUUAUUUCACCGACGUCGGCGUCGGUUCGCCCUUCCGCCGAUUCUUUGUGGAAAUUAUUACCCAAUUUGCGGUGGCGUGCAGCGAAGCGGAAGCUUCUGUGCCAUUCAGUGAGUUCAAACAAAAAAGUGUUCUACAACAGUAACAAUUACGUCAAGUGAUAAAGAAUAAAUACAGUUGUAAAAAGAAGAAGGGAGAGGGCGACACAUACCGAUCGCAGCUGGCCAAGCAACUUUUAUCGAAGCAUGCUCUUAUCAGUUCCCCUCAAUGCUAUCAGUGUUCGCAAUAAUUCCUACAGGUACAGUUGGAUAACACACUAGAUUAAGAGCGCAAUGCGACCAUCACGAACGAUUCCUUCGGCCAAGGUAUUUUUCUUCACGCUGCUGGCUUUGCUUGGACUGACGAUCCUAGUAGGCUACUACUACAGUUUGUAUGAUGACGUGAAAAGUGGUUCCUAUGGUGAGGCAGAAGUGCGAAAUAUGCUUGAAACGGCGCGUCGGAAAUUGGUUACUUACUUGAAACCUAGCAACCUUAGCAAUCGUGAACUACUGGAUGAGAAUGGAUCCGUCGUUCCGCCGGGUGAUAUGGGUAAACCUGUCGAGCUGGGUGAUAACGUUGCUUUCGAUAUUCGAAAGCAGAUUCAAGCCGGUUGGGACACCCAAGGGCUGAAUCAGUACGCGGCGGAUAUCGUGUCGGUUUUCCGCCGGUUGCCCGACGUCCGGGACGAGUGGUGCAAGGAGCCGGGACGGUUUUUACCGGAGCUGCCGCCGGCAUCGAUAGUGAUUGUGUUUUUCAACGAGGCAUGGUCGGUGCUGGUGCGAACGGUUCAUUCCGUGCUGGAUCGUACGCCACCGGAGUUGGUAGAGGAAAUUAUUCUGGUGGACGAUUACUCGACGUUGGCUCACUUGAAGACUCAGCUGGACGAUUACUUCCGGCCGUACAGAAAGGUGCGAAUAGUUCGAGCUGCCCGGCGGGAGGGUCUCAUUCGGGCGAGAAUUCUCGGCGCCAAGAGUGCCAAGUCGGACGUCGUUACGUUUCUCGAUGCGCACUGCGAGGUUAUUGUAGGAUGGCUCGAGGCACAACUGGACCGGGUAGCUCGAGAUCCGACAACCAUUGCGAUCCCGUCAAUCGAUUGGAUCCACGAGGACACGAUGGCGUUGAAUGCGCAAAGUUCGCAGCUGUACUUCGGCUCCUUCGAUUGGACGCUCAACUUCCAGUGGAAGUCUCGCAGUGAGAAAAAAAAGCAAGCUGAGAAUCCGGUGGCACCGUUCGACACUCCGGUGAUGGCUGGUGGAUUGUUUACGAUCAACAAAACUUUUUUCGCCCAUCUCGGCUGGUACGACGAAGGCUUCGAAACGUACGGAGCUGAAAAUUUGGAACUCUCUUUCAAGGCGUGGAUGUGCGGAGGUUCGAUGCAGAUCAUACCGUGCUCCCGGGUGGCGCACAUACAAAAGCGAGGCCAUCCCUACCUGGCGCACUCGCCAGGGGGCUAUACAAACAUCAAACGGAACACGGUCCGUUUGGCCGAAGUGUGGCUGGACGAGUAUGCGGAGUAUUACUACGAUUCGUUCGGUGGGGCCAAGUUUCGGGGCGAAUUUGGGGACGUUUCCGAACGGAAGGCACUGCGGAAGAGGCUGAACUGCAAAUCCUACCGCUGGUACAUGGAGGAAGUUUUUCCGGAGCAAUUCGAUCCGUCGAAAGCUGUCGGUCGGGGUGAGUUUCGCAGUGCAGUCGGUAGGGGGAACUUCUGUUUGAAUUGGCCUCCUCCACUGAAGGAACGGGGGGCGGCUCAGUGUCACGGCCAGGGUGGUCAUCAGUUGUGGUUUUUUAGCUCUGAUGGGGAAAUUACCCGGGAGGAUCACUGCAUGGACUAUGACGGGAAAAAGCUGGAGAUGAUCCGAUGCCAUCAUCGGAAGGGGAAUCAGCUGUGGGUUUAUGAGGAGCAGAGUAAACAAUUUCGACACGUCUAUCAGGGACGCUGUCUGGAGUGGGACAAUCAACUUAAGAUGAGUGAGUGCUUGGUGGAAGACGUCAAGCAGCAAUGGUUGAUACAGCAUUAUAAUGCCAGUAACUUGAAGCCGGCUCAAAACCGGUAGCCCGAGGUGCGAUUUGUGAUCGGUAGAAAUAAGUUUGGAAGAGUUUAGUUGUACCUCAACACUUAUUUGAACUGUGAGUAGUAAUCAUACAACUAACUUGAUUUCUAAUGUAACGACUAAGUUGUAACAAUUUUAUUUGACAUAAUAGUAAGUAAAUAUUUCUGAAUCCUUUGAAGGAUUUUCUUCCUUGUUAAAUAACAGUGCAACCAGAUUGGUGGGACAUAAUGUAUUGGAUAACUGAAGUAUGAUUAAAAAGCAAUUAUGUUGCUCAGCACCAUCAUACAAUCGAUGAACGAGUCCUACAACAUGGUCAAGACCUGGCACUAAUUGAAAGUGUCAAUAAAUUCCUGAUGGUUCUUCAUUUUGCUAACCAAUACGCAAUACUAGCUUACAAAAAUGCAAACGGGAAGACGUUGUAUUCAGUUGUAAGAGUCAGCCACAUUAGGCAUGGAGUCGUGGAGUGUUCCCAGACUAAUAUUUGCGAUUGCACCAAUCCUAAUUAUUUCUGUGACGUCUAGUGUGGAAAAUGCUGCGACGGUUACUACAACUUGUACCGUAAUCUAUACUCGAGGAGUUCGUCAAACCAAACCAUUCGAAGAUGUUUUUGGAACAAAAAUUGGUGACGAUGAGCACCUUUACAAGGACGCGCUGUGUUAUUGUAGUUGUGAAUUCGAAAAAUUAAACAGUCAAUUGAUUGGUUAUUUUAAAACUCGCUACAAAACAGUUACAGCACUUCCUUCUCAAGCAAUGUAUUUCGAAUUUGGAUUUCUACAUGACUGCUGUCAAAUUGAACUUUCGAAGAAUUUUACCACCUCCGACAGCAAGCCGGUGGGAUCCUAUGAAAUGUGACAGAACCAAUCUGUAUGGAAACAGGAUCAGUGAAAGAGGAGAGCUUAUCCUACUGAAGGAACAAUUUGUUUACCGCACCAAGGGAGGGAGCAGUUGGUUGGCCGUAUUCAUUCGCUGCAUGGAAAAGGUGAUAUGUUCGAAUGAUCAGAGCAAUGAACUGUGGGCCAGGAUUAGCCAGUGUUAUUCAAAUGAUCUUAGGGUAUUUGAUGAUCGUCAACAAUCCACGGUUCAAACAAAAACCAUAAUCAAAAGUUGUGAAAAUUGCUGGAUCGUGGGUAUGGUUCUUCUGGUUUUUCUGGUUGUCGGUGCAGUUUGCUUUCUUUCGUGCCUCAUAGUGACCGCUGGAAAACAAGUUUCACGGGUGACAGCCGUGCGACCCGUGAAUUAGUGGAUAUCUUAGUAUUUGUUUGUGUGAUAGUAAAAUAGCUCAGUCUAACUACAAAAGAAAAGUUUAUUUUAUUAUUUUCUGUAUGAAGUAUUUCAUGUUUAGAUGUAAGCUUUAUUGAUCUGUCAAAUAUAUGC